Zophobas morio is the source of this 1208-nucleotide messenger RNA. RefSeq lists its product as uncharacterized. The record is from RefSeq and is a predicted model, not a curated record. The coding region runs from base 1 to 1200 and encodes 399 amino acids. Lineage: Eukaryota; Metazoa; Arthropoda; Insecta; Coleoptera; Tenebrionidae. The transcript has 10 exons.
AUGGAUUUCCGCCAAAUUUUCCAGCUUUUAAUCAACAUAUGUAUCGAGUUCCGCAUUAUCCUCAGCCCCUACAUCAAGUUCAGCGUUAUCCUGAGCCCCAACAUCAAGUUCCGCGUUAUCCUCAGCCGUCACAUCAAGUGCAUUAUCCUCAGCCGUCACACCAAGUGCAUUAUCCUCAGCCGUCACAUCAAGUGCAUUAUCCUCAGCCGUCGCAUCAAGAUUCCCACUAUUCUCAACAGCUACAACUAUUAUAAUUCAUAUCAAAUUCCGCACGGGUUUUCCUAUUUUCCCCAGAGUGGACAAUUUCUCCCAUCAGCCCCCAACUACAACGUUCCGCUGCAGCAGCCACAAGUUGCUCCUAAUCGACCUCAGGGUCAAUACGCCUUUAAUCACCCGAUGUACCAUUUUCCAACUUCGCGUCCGUCGUCACCCCCGCCGGCAAAUCUUUUCCGACAAUUCUCCAGGAAACCAGGUACUAACCAGAUUUCCGGUUCAGGGCAGAAACUGGAAGUCCCGCUUAGCCCACACGGAGGACUACCUAUUGGACGCACUUUCUUCGACUAUCCUUUUGGGAAACAACGAACACCCCACAAAACCAUCACGAUGGCUCUCAACGAUAGUGUGUCAAACCUCGCCUUAGAGUUCAGAAAAACCAACGACAUCAAACUCAUCGUCCAUCCCGACGGCCAAUUUGUCCCCGAGGUCACAUUCAAGGGAAAAAUGACCAAAGGGAUAGAUGGCAACACCGUCGCAACGUUCCAUCCUAGUGGAAAAGUUUUCAUAGUUCAAAACGGCAACUUGUAUAAGUGCUCGGGAACGAUAUCUGAAACCAACGGACAGUGUAGCGGAAGCCUGCACAAGUUCCAGAAAAAGACCUUUGUGGAUAACUGCUACACUAACGAUUAUCCGAAGAUCCGGGGACAUGCAUGUGUGACCUCGGAUUCACAACCUAUCUACAUGACCUACUACAGCAACAAGAUCUUGUGCGAAACCGACUCUUAUCACGCCAUGUCCAUGAAGCUAGACCGUCUCACCGCAUUGUGUAGUCGGAAAGCUUUAUCGGCUAGUUACAAGUAUUAUCCCGAUGGUCCGGUGGAUGAGCCAGGGUUUCACUGCGACCAAAAAUCGAUGCAGGCUGUGUGUGUGUACCAUGAGGAUUUGCUAGAAUCAAAUGACGCCAAUAAUCCCCUUGACUACUAAAAGCAAAU